GAGCAUGCUGUAAAACUUCCCAAGCAUAUGAUCAUUGUAAAGAAAAAUAGUUUACACAGUCGGCUUGUAAUUGGAGCUUAUCCUUAAACGCAUAUAGCUUCCAGGAGUUAAUUGAGUUAAAAUGGGGAAGAAACGCACAUAUGACGAUGAUGAUGACGAUGGUGGUGAUGUUGAAGACGAACUGGAAGACGAUGAUGCAGCAGCUGGCGUUGAGGACAGCGACGAUGGAGCGGGCAGCGACGGCGAGGGGCCAAGCAAAAGGAGAAAGCGCAGAGCAUCGGCGUUUAUAGAUGAGGCUGCUGAGGAGGACGAUGAAGAGGAGGAAGAUGAAGGCGAUAAACACAAGAGGAAGCGCUCUGUGUUUAUUGACGAUAUUGCCGAUGUGGACGACGAGGAUGAAGAGGAGGAAGCCGAGACGCGGAGGACCUGAUCGAUGACCGCGACAUUGCGGACAUAGCGGAUGCAGCUGCAGGGCCCAUCUACCCCCGCAACUUCCCUGGAGGUGACAAGGAGGAUGAGGCGGAGGACAUUGUACGGCGCAUCGAGGAGCGCUACCGGGACUACCGGGGCGACGACAUCCCCGACACCGCGGACACCGGCGUGGUGGGGCAGCAGGGGCUGCUGCCCACCCCCAACGACCCCAAGCUCUGGCUGGUGACCUGCAAGGCGGGCCACGAGCGCGAGGCGGUGGUGCAGCUGCUGCAGAAGGCCUACACGCUGGCGGAGCGCAAGCAGCCGCUGCGCAUCCUGUCCGCGGUGGCGCUGGACCACCUGCCGGGUUUCAUCUACGUGGAGGCGGCCAAGGAGAGCCACGUGAUGGAUGCCAUCCGCGGCCUGCGCACCGUGUACGUGGGCAAGGGCGCCAAGCUGGUGCCGCUGAAUGAGAUGGUGGACGCGGUGACGGUCAACAAGAAGGCGAAGGACGACCUGGCUCGCGACACGUGGGUUCGGCUUCGCGGCGGGUUGUACAAGGACGACCUGGCUCGGGUGGUGGACGUGGACCCGGUGGCGGGGCGCGCCACCAUCAAGCUGCUGCACCGCCUGGACUUUGCAGCCAUGGCAAACAGGACUGAGGAGCAGCGCAAGAAGAACCCCUUUGGCCGGGCUCCCACAGUGCGCCCCGUGUCCAAGGUGUUUAACCCGGAGGAGGCCAGGGUGGCGGGUCUGCUGGUUCAGCGGCUGCCCGCGCAGGACGGCAUGCCCUCCUACCAGGUGCUCUCGCACACCUUUGUGGGCGGCUACCUGCUGAGGAGGGUCGGAAUCAAGACCCUGACGGUCCUCGACACGUUGCCGGGUCUCGAGGAGGUGGCUCGCUUCAACGCCGCCGCCUCCUCCGGGGAUGACGACGCACCCGCCACCGACCUCUCCUCCCUCAUGGCCACCCUGCCCACCGACGGCACCGCGGCAAGCAAGGGCACGUUCAUGAAGGGGGACAAGGUCCGUAUCGUGAAGGGCGACCUGGAGAACCUGACGGCUCGUGUGACGGGCGCCUCCGCGGACGGCAGCAAGGUGACGGCCAUCCCCGACAUCAGCGGGUUCGCGGAGGAGGUGGAGUUUGAUGUGGACGAGCUGGCCAAGGUCUUCAAGGUGGGUCAGCGCGUGCGGGUGCUGGCGGGGCAGUACGGCGGUGACACGGGCAUGGUGGUGCGGGUGGACGAGGCGCUGUGCUUCCUCAUCUCGGACACCACGCGGGAGGAGAUCAAGGUGUUUGCAAGGGACCUCACCGAGAGCGAGGUGGUUGCCUCGGGCAUCGAGAUGCUGGGCGAGUACGUGCUGCACGACCUGGUGCAGCUCAACCAGAGCACCGCGGGAGUGGUGGUCAAGAUUGAGAAGGACGCGGCAAGGGUUCUCACCAACAACGGCACCCCCGACCAGCCCGACGUGCGGCUCUGCCGGCUGACGGACAUCCAGCGCAAGGUCACCUUCAAGCAGAAGCCCGUCACCCAGGACCAAGCAGGAAACCAGGUGCGCGAAAAGGACUACGUGGUCAUCCAAACGGGCCGCAUGAAGGGCCGCGGAGGCAGCGUGGCCUACAUCUGGCACGGCACGCUGUUCCUGCACUGCAAAGACGUCACGGAGAACGGCGGCUACGUCGCCGUACGCUCCUUCUCAACCCGCAUCCGAGGCGCGUCUGGCGGCUCAGCCGCUGCUGGGUCCUUUAACUCGGCCCGCGCAAGUGCGAUCCUCGGCGGCGGCGGCGGCAGCAUCCGCAGCACGCCGGGUAGCGUCGGGCCGUCGCCUGGCGGAGGCGGAGGAGCGUACGGCAGCUCCAGCGGCGGCUUCCGAUAUACGCCGGCGUCGCCGCGGCCGGACGAUCCCUCCAACGGCAUGGGAGGCGGCGGGGGUGGAGGCAUGGGCGGGGGUGGUAUCGGCGCGGAUGGGAAGUUCCAAAUGGCACUACCCCAGCGCGGCGGCAUGAUGGGCGGGCCGCAGGCAGGGCGAGGAGGGUACGGCGGCGGUGGCGGCGGCGGCGCGGGAUCCUUUAGCGGCCGUUCUUACAACGCGCAGGCUCAGUCGCAGUACGUGGGCAAGGUGGUUCGCGUCAUCAAGGGGCCCUAUAACGGCUACCGAGGUCGCGUAAAGCAGCAGACCGUCACGCACGUCAAGCUGGAGCUGGAUGCGGUGGCGCCCAUGGGGCGUCCUGGGGACGGAAGGUACCCGCCCCAGACGCCGGCACACCCGGGCAGCCAGACGCCCGCACACUACUCCAUGACACCCGCACACCCCUCCAUGACGCCCGCACACGCGCCGUACACCCCAGCCCAUGCGCCGUACACACCCGCCUACAACACCAGCGGCGAAAACGACGACUACUACGGAGACGGCGACGCGCGACACCCACCCAUGACGGCUCCCACGCCCGGUUACGGAGCCACGGCUCACACGCCGCAGCAACACGCCAUGACUCCGGCGCUCACACCGCAGGGCUUCACGCCGCAGGAGGCCAUGCACGCCCCCACGCCGGGCCACCACCACAUGCACCAUGGAGUGGCAGGCACACCCAACCUGGCACCCACCCCCGGCCUGGCUCGCACCCCCUACCUUGCCGCCCCUACCCCUGGAGUGGACGCCGCGCCCACCCCCGGCGGCGCGCACUACGAGACCGGCUACACGCCCGGCAGCAACGCGCCUACCGGCACCCCCGGCCUCACCGCGCCCACCCCCGGCAUGCCGUCCGCCUACACGCCCGCCUUCACACCGGCAGGGCACAUCUACACGCCGGGGACACCCGGCAUGGGCGGCAUGGGUGGCAUGGGCGCCGGCGACAUGGGUCCCCCAGCUGCCGCGGGUGUGGUGGAGGACUUCAGCACCUGGGUGGGCAUCCUGGUGGCGCUGCCGCCGGGCGAGCGACACGGGGUGGUGCGUGCGGCGCAUGCGGACGGCGGCUGCAGCGUGCAGCCGGGGGCCUACUCGCCGGAGGGGGACUUUGUGCCGGAUGCCGGUGCCCCGCUGGAGACGCACGACGCGCGCAGCCUGACGGUGGUACGCCCCUCCAAGCGCGACAAGGUCAGGGUCAUCCAGGCGGAGACGCAGGACAUGCUGGGCAUCACGGGCACCCUCAUCGGCAUCGACAACGCGGAUGGCAUCGUGAAGUGCGAUGUGAGCUGCGAGAUGAAGAUUCUGGACAUGAUGUUCCUGGCCAAGUUUGUGGGAUGAGUGGUGGGAGGCGGUGGUGGAGGAGUGGGUAGGAGUGAUGCAGCGGAUGUGUUGUCUGGAGGGGGGACAGCCGGUUGCGGGUUGUGCGAGGGCAUGCUGCCGGCUGAGGUGGGACGAACAUAUGCAGGCACCGUAGCGGGUGGUGGGUGGUUGGACUUGUGUUUGUAGCAUGACGCGGUACGGCUCAGAAGUGUAGGGUUGGAGAGAGGGGGUAGUGGAGGCUUGACAGCGGUGUGUGGGCUGCCGGAUGGAAGCGAGCAGUAAGGGGGCAGGGUUGGUCGAAGGUCAUGGUUGCCCAUGGAAACGGGACUAGGUGGGUAGCGAACAUGGUGGUUACGGACCGUUGAGUUUCCGGUCUUACCUGGCGGUGUUUACAUGAUUAAGGACUGACAGGAUCUUACCGCGAUAGUGCACAGCCGCAGGGUUUUCACAUACUUCGUGGGGAUUAGGCGCCCGUUAUUAGGUCUUAAGCUUUUUCGCUGCCGUUCCAUUGAGGGCUGGCAAUUGGAUAUAGCUUCACAACGUAGAUCUUUGGGCGUAGCAGGGCGCAGUUGCAAUGGUUGCAAGCAGUUGCAAUGUGGGUCUUUUGGAACAGCUGUUGCAGGCAUAUCCGAGGGGAGACCAUGGUCCAUAUUUCUGCAAUCCUCUUUGUGCCUGCUGUGUACCUUGAUUCGAAGCGACGUUUAUAGGCCCAAAUCACGACACAUGGCUUCCUAACCGGGACUUUACUGGUCACAUACCGCACUGGCGGUUUGGACCACAUGCUUUGAUUAAUGUGUCGACGGGAAGUUGAUUAAUAGGGGUUGCGCAUGGGAACGCCGGUCAGUGUUUUUCGGCAAGCAUACGGAUGUCUUUCUGUCCUUUGGCACAAUGCCGCCUUUAGCUACCUUAUGCAGCCUACUGCUUUACCAACCCCAGCUGUCGGUGACGAGGAUGUAUGGGAAUAGAAGUUUUCCGGGUUGGAUGGAUGGACGAGCGAAUGGGCCUUUGCAACGAGCUGUUAUGCAAAUAGCGCUUGAUACAGUAGAACAUGUCGAGGGUAUAUCACACAUUGCAGGUAGCACGCCGAUGCAACCAAGUGAUCUAGGCUUAUCGCAACACCAUGACACGACUUGCGUUUGCGCGCAGCAACGAGACAUGUUCGCCAAUCGCCUACGCUCUUGUUGUAACCAAAGGACGACUUG
Astrephomene gubernaculifera is the source of this 4841-nucleotide messenger RNA. The record is from the annotation of a GenBank genome assembly. Lineage: Eukaryota; Viridiplantae; Chlorophyta; Chlorophyceae; Chlamydomonadales; Astrephomenaceae.